GCUGUGUCCGUAGCUAUCGCCACAGCAUGCGGAAAAGACAUGACGUCACAGUGCAAAAUGAAAGUGUACGAAAUGAGGCAGAACGGUGUUGUCAGCACGACAGCGAAAGGUCUGAAGUGUAACUACGUCCUACAUGUGGCGGGGGACCAUUUUGGCAAUGACUGGAAGAAAGUUGUCCUCACAUGUUUGAGAGAGGCAGACGAAUUGGGUGAUGCGCGCUCAAUUGCCCUUCCGGUCCUUGGAACAGGUUCUGGUCACGUCAACCCUCAAGAAAUAUCCGAGAUCAUGGUUCAUGCCUUUGCCGAGUUCGAGCCUCAAGCAUCCAACCUGACAGAUGUACGGGUGGUUGUGUUCCAGAAGUCAAUGUUUCUCACAGUUUCGUCUCAGAUGAAGGAAUCAGUGAAAUCAUUGAAUCAACAAUCCACCAUACGAACACCUAAAACAGUUCCAGGGGUUCGUGGGAUUGUUUCAGAAGGUCCCUGGAGCGCCUCCGCCGGCUCUGGUAGCAUACAGUUUGGAAAUAUUACAGUGCAAAUGAAACAAGGGGACAUAACAAAAGAAGACACAGACUGUAUCGUGAACAGCACCAACAUGGAACUGGACCUGAAGAAAGGUGCUGUCUCAAGUGCUAUCAGGAAAGCAUGUGGCAAAGAUAUGGAGUCGCAGUGUGCAAAGAAAGUUGAUGACAUGAGACAGCAUGGCGUUAUCAGCACGACAUCCAGAGGUCUGAAGUGUAAAUACGUCCUCCAUGUGGCCGGGCACCAUUUCGGCAAUGACUGGAAGAAAGUAGUCCUCAGCUGUCUGGAAGAGGCAGAAAAACUGCGUGAUGCACAGUCAGUAGCAUUCCCUUUGCUGGGAACAGGCAUCGGUAAUAUACAGCCUGAGGAUAUUGCCAAGCUUAUGUCACAAGCAUUUGCUGAGUUCGGACCUCAGGCUGUUAACAUCAGCGAUGUUCGAGUAGUUGUAUUCCAGGAAGCAAUGUUAAAACCAUUUGCUGCAAUGGUGAAACACUCGGCAGGCACAGGAGGAAUACCACAGGAACAAUCUAUCAUUACAAGAGGCACCACUUCGACAGGGAGGGUUGAUCUCUUCUUCUUCUCUGACCAAUCAGACAACAUAGCCAAUGGUAUAAGGAACCUGGAAGCACUAUGCAAGGAGGAAUGGAUUACAGAGACAUCACAGGACCAAGUGAUAACAAAACUAACAGACCAUCAGAUUGACUCCUUGCAUAAACGCUUUGAUGUGGAGCUAAGAGUCGACAGAGACAAAGGAGCUAUAGAACUGACAGGACUGAGAGGUGAGGUUGGGCAUGCAACAGGAAAGGUUAUUCAAUACCUUCGUGACAUUGAGAAGGAGGAGAGCGAAACAGAAAAGGCGACCCUACUCUCUCGAACAAUACAGUGGGCCUAUUUCGAGAAAGACAGUCCUUCCGAUAAGAAGGACUUUGGUAAGAAGGAAAAUGCAGCAAUCGAAAAGGCAUUUACAGACAAUAAGAAGUUGUGCAAGGUACCUUUCAUGAAGACCAAGAUCGAAAUCGACUUUUCGUCCUUGGAGGGAACAGCAGCAAAGAAAACAUACAAUGUCAUGCGACGAGACCUUUUGCAGGAGGCCAAACAAUCAAUAUUUGACCUACCUCCGAGCUGGCAGAACAUGGCGGAUGAAGUUAAUAUUGAGUGUUUUCCAGUCGCAGCUGGCGGUGAAGAGUUUAAGACGGUUGAACAAAGGUUCAUGUCAACUAUCAACAACAGCAAAGCCAAGGUUCUUAAGGUGACUCGCAUUCAGAACAGAUCUCUGUAUCAGCAAUAUGCGGCAAAAAGGAAGCAACUUGAGAAGCAGAACCCCCAGGGUACCCAGAACGAGGCAUGGCUGUGGCACGGUACCAGCACAGAUGCUAUAGGCAGCAUCAAUGCACAUGGGUUCAACAGAAGCUAUUGUGGGAAAAAUGCCACCUACUACGGGCAAGGAGUGUAUUUCGCUGUUAAUGCCAAAUAUUCUGCCCGAGAUGCAUACUCAAGACCGGACGCACAAGGGCAGAAAUACUUGUACCUGGUUCGAGUCUUGACUGGCGUGUAUACUUUGGGGGAUCCUAAGAUGAGAGUUGCACCGUCCAAGACAGGAAGCACUGGCACUGAGCUGUAUGACUCGGUCGUGAACGAUAUUAACAAUCCUGUCAUGUACGUUGUGUUCAAUGAUACACAGGCAUACCCAGAUUAUCUGGUCACAUUCCAACCUUGAAGUGGUGUAAAUGUGUUGACAAGUUUGUAUUUGUUAGAAACCACUUGUGUUGAAGUUGUAUGUAACCUUUCAGUAAAGUUAGAAGAAUCAA
Haliotis rufescens (red abalone) is the source of this 2326-nucleotide messenger RNA. Its product is annotated as protein mono-ADP-ribosyltransferase PARP14-like. Gene Ontology annotation, cellular component: cytoplasm; nucleus. Lineage: Eukaryota; Metazoa; Mollusca; Gastropoda; Lepetellida; Haliotidae. Gene Ontology annotation, biological process: negative regulation of gene expression. The record is from RefSeq and is a predicted model, not a curated record. The transcript is spliced from 12 exons. Gene Ontology annotation, molecular function: NAD+ poly-ADP-ribosyltransferase activity; transcription corepressor activity. The coding region runs from base 40 to 2235 and encodes 731 amino acids.